This is a messenger RNA of Pleuronectes platessa (European plaice), 3651 nucleotides long. It is a transcript of the gene dnajc3b, whose product is annotated as DnaJ (Hsp40) homolog, subfamily C, member 3b. The transcript has 12 exons. The record is from RefSeq and is a predicted model, not a curated record. Bases 369 to 1862 code for a protein of 497 amino acids. Gene Ontology annotation, molecular function: protein-folding chaperone binding; misfolded protein binding. Gene Ontology annotation, biological process: protein folding in endoplasmic reticulum. Lineage: Eukaryota; Metazoa; Chordata; Actinopteri; Pleuronectiformes; Pleuronectidae. Gene Ontology annotation, cellular component: endoplasmic reticulum.
ACGGGGGCGGGGCGGAGGUUUCCUCAGAUUUGAAGUAAUCAGCUGUUCAGUUUCUCUUCCGUCAUGUUGCGUUACGAUGUUUUAACUUGACGUAAAGUCCAGAUGUUCCGGAUGUUCCACGACGGAAAACGCUGUUAAAGAGUUAUUUCAUUUUUUUUAUUAUUUCAUAGAGGAGAGGGGGGAACCAUUCUGUGGCGUAUCUGAUUUCCGCACGGACCACUGUCACGCAGGGAUCGUAAAUACAGCUCUCCGGCUCCGGCAGGGACACAAGCGAUGAGGACUCCAGACAGGACAUCCCCAUUUCAAUGAGGCGCAGCGGGGGUUCGAGUCCAGGAGCCGGGGUGAGGGAGUGAACCAGUACCGGGGGGAUGGAGUCGUGUGGCCGGGCCGGACUCAGCGGGGUCCUGUGCUCCCUGUCUCUGCUGUGUGUCAUCCUGGACAUCCAGUUGGACGGUGUCUUGGGAGCAACUCAAGUUGAGAUCGAGCACCACUUGGAAAUGGGACGCAAACUUUUGGCAGCCGGUCAGCUGGCUGAGGCCUUGUCCCACUACCACUCUGCUGUGGAGGGAGAUUCUAAGAAUUACCUGACCUACUACAAGCGAGCUGCGGUUUUCCUGGCGCUGGGAAAAUCCAAAUCCGCCCUGCCCGACCUGACCAGAGCCAUCCAGCUCAAGCCUGACUUUUUGGCUGCCAGGUUGCAGAGAGGGAAUAUCCUGUUAAAGCAAGGCAGCACACAGGAGGCCUUGGAGGACUUUGAAGCAGUGCUGCAGCGCUCUCCAGACCAUGAAGAAGCUCACAUCCAGUUCCAGAACGCCAACGAGCUGGAGGAGCUGCAGGAGGCGGCCCAUGCUGCGUACCACCAAGGAGACUACAACACUGCCAUCAACGAGCUGGAGAGAGUCAUUGAGUUAUCUCCCUGGGAUCCUGAGUCGCGGGAGCUUCGCGCAGAAUGCUACAUCCGAAUGGGGGAGCCGCAGAAAGCCAUCCAGGAUCUGACGCCCACAGUGAGGCUGCGCAACGACAACCGCGCGGCCUUCCUGAAGCUCAGCCUGCUCCACUACAGCCUUGGAGAGCACCACGACUCUCUCAAUCACAUCCGAGAGUGUCUCAGGCUCGACCAGGAUGACAAGGAGUGUUUCAGCCACUACAAGCAGGUGAAGAAACUCAGCAAACAGCUGGACGCAGCAGAGGAGCUCAUUCAAAUGGAGAGGUAUCAGGAGGCCAUUGAUAAGUAUGAGUCAGUGAUGAAAACGGAACCUAACAUUGUUUACUACACCAACCUGGCCAAAGAGAGGAUCUGCUUCUGUCUCGUCAAGAUCAAGUUGGCUCCGGAGGCGAUAGACGCAUGUUCAGAAGCCCAUCAGAGAACCCCCCGCAACACCAACGUCCUCCGAGACCGAGCGGAGGCGUUCAUCCUCAACCAGGACUACGAGAAAGCGGUGGAGGACUACCAGGAGGCGAGAGAGUUCGAUAGCGAAAGCAACGAAAUCAGAGAAGGACUGGAACGAGCACAGAAGAUGCUCAAAGUCUCUCGGAAGCGAGACUACUACAAGAUCCUCGGUGUCAGCAGGAGUGCCAACAAGCAGGAGAUCAUCAAGGCGUACAGGAAGCUGGCACAGCAGUGGCAUCCAGACAACUUCCAGUUAGAGACCGAGAAGAAGGAGGCGGAGAAGAGAUUCAUCGAGAUUGCGUCAGCGAAAGAAGUUCUAACCGACCCAGAAAUGAGGCAGAAGUUUGACGCUGGCGAGGAUCCACUGGACCCAGAAACCCAGCAGGGUGGUGGAGGACAACAGAACUGGCCUUUCCACUUCAACCCGUUUGAUUCUGGGGGCAGCUACAGCUUCAAGUUCCAGUACAACUAGACUAACUAGAAGGACUUUACGGACACACCGACGGUUGGAGAGGGGGGGGGGGGGACAUUUCGGACGGAGGAGACAUUGAGAGAAGAUUAAUGGAGGCGUCUUUCUCCAGAACUUUUGUUUCAGCCUGGAAACAGUUUGUGGGUUACUGAUUUAUUUCCUUUCAUGCCGUGUUUGGACAGCAGAGGUUUGAGCUUCUUAGUAAAAGAACCUGGACAUUUUACCACAGAACUGAGGACAGAGUGACUUGUGGCUUCGAUCCUUAGGAACCAAACGGUGAUGGUUGAAAGCAUUGGACUUCUUUUAUGUUUUUGGGACGUCUGCUCUUAUUACUAAUUUCUCUCUUCGUGCCAUUUUUUAAGACUUUAUUGAGGAACUCAGUUUUUUUAAUGCAGUAGCUUCUGCGUGGACAGAGAUGACUCUCGGUUUGUUGGUUUUCUUCGCGGUAAUCUCUAAAGGAAUCAAAACGUUUACUGAUCUCAGUCGAUUCUUUUCACAACGUCAAAGCAACUCCUCCCCAGAGAAACUAGAUCUGUUGCUUCUAAUGAAAUCGAAAGUCACAUGUUGUUGAGCUUCUAUAUUAAUGUGAAACUCUUACAGGAAACUUGUGGCUGUAGAAGUCCUGAAAUCCUACGGAUCUUAAAUCACUGUAGCUGCUCUGUGAAUGUUUUAAAUUUUGCUUUAAAUUACCAUAGAUUUUUCCUUUGUACAGUUACUGAAUUGGAAUAACGUGUAAAGUUUAGUUAAAAAUAUAUACAUUUUUUCAUGGGCCAUAUAUUGAACUGUACGAUGGAGUAUUAGAAAAAAAAAUGUGAGUAAACAUUUGUGAUUUAUUUAGAAAUAAGUCAUUUGAAAUAAUUUGGAAACCACAAAACCUUUUCAACAUCACAGAUGUUAAAGGAUCUUGCUAAAUCCUGAUACUUAUAAUGUAAAGCUCAUGAGCCAAAAGAUCAAAUGUUAUUUGUGAAACCUUCAGUGAAUAAGAACAAGAUUAUCCUCAUCACAAGCUGAUUUUCUAAUAUUUAUCUCUAAAAUGACACAUCGCCUAAAAUGAGAACUUAAUUCUCAUAAUCUCCGAUGUUUUUCCUCUAAGUGGCCCGAAUACUCCAUCGUACAACUGUAAACAUUAUGGCUGUAAUCAGAUUUGAAAAGUGGCUUGAAAACAAAAAGUAACAUAUAGUUAACUAUUUUUUGCACAAGGUUGUGGCCACUGAUGACUGAGUGAAGAACUGUAAUAUUUCUCUUCUCUAUUUGACGCCUUUCUAAGCAAAUCUUUGAAGUUAUGCACUUUGACUGUAUUUGAAAAAAGAAAACACUCCGGCUGCUCCACCCUGAAAUGUUACUGCAGAGAUUAUUUACAAACCGGGUGUGUCUUCAGUGGCUUAUCUGAUGGUGUCAUAGAUUAGGUCUUAAAGAAAGUACGCAUGUCUAAUGUUAUACUGGAUUUGGUCCAACAGGUUGCACUGAGGCACAAACUAAAGGUGGAAUCAAAAUCCUUUACUAAUUAGGAUUCGUUUUACUGACUUGAAAGACAACUGUUUGAACCAUGAGGUUUUUUUUCUCGGUUUGUUUUUGCACAAUUUAAGUUAUUCUAUCAAAGUGACUGAACCUGUUUCUGAAUCCCAUCGACUUUUUAAACAUUGUGUGAGGACAUGUUGACAGGCUCUUUGUAUUUAAAUCAACCGAGUAGGACUGUUUGGUUUCUGGGUUUUCCUGUUGUAAGCAACACUGAUUGUAUCUGUUGCCAAACAGCUGACAUGUUCAAGUGUAUUAAAAUACUGACACAAUCAAA